AUGAAUAAAUUUAUAACUGUAAAAAAUGAGGUUAAAACAUAUGGAAGCGGAACAAAUUCUGUAACUGCAAAUAAAGAUAUAAAUUUUGAAAUAAAUCCAGGCGAGCUAACAAUUAUAUUAGGUGCGUCUGGAGCAGGCAAAUCAACUUUACUAAAUGUAUUGGGUGGUAUGGAUAGUAUUACCACGGGAUCUAUAAAUGUUAAUGGCGUUGAAUUAGGAAAUCUUGAUAGCAAAGGAUUAACAACAUAUAGAAGAAAACAAGUAGGAUUCGUUUUUCAAUUUUAUAACUUAAUUCAAAAUUUAACCACCGUAGAGAAUGUUGAAUUAGCAUCUGAAAUAGUAGAUAAUCCUAUGGAUGCUUUAGAAGCUUUAAAGUCUGUAGGGCUAGAGAGUAGAGCUAAUAAUUUUCCAGCUCAAUUAUCAGGAGGAGAACAACAAAGAGUAGCUAUCGCAAGAGCUUUAGCUAAAAUCCCGAUAUACUACUAG
Colletes gigas is the source of this 486-nucleotide messenger RNA. RefSeq lists its product as uncharacterized. Bases 1 to 486 code for a protein of 161 amino acids. The transcript has a single exon. Gene Ontology annotation, molecular function: ATP hydrolysis activity; ATP binding. The record is from RefSeq and is a predicted model, not a curated record. Lineage: Eukaryota; Metazoa; Arthropoda; Insecta; Hymenoptera; Colletidae.